This is a messenger RNA of Manis pentadactyla (Chinese pangolin), 4635 nucleotides long. Its product is annotated as protocadherin beta-5-like. NCBI's taxonomy places the organism in Eukaryota, Metazoa, Chordata, Mammalia, Pholidota, Manidae. Gene Ontology annotation, cellular component: plasma membrane. The transcript is spliced from 2 exons. The record is from RefSeq and is a predicted model, not a curated record. Gene Ontology annotation, biological process: homophilic cell-cell adhesion. Gene Ontology annotation, molecular function: calcium ion binding. The coding region runs from base 178 to 2613 and encodes 811 amino acids.
UACCUCAGAUUUCUAGCGGAAGAGAAAAACCUGUAAUCCGAGGACCAGUAAAUCGAAUGCUACUCACCAACAUUUCGGAACAGGUUACCAACCGAGAGAUCCAUCACUGUCUCAGUCCCACCGUUCCCUAAGGUGGAGCUGGGAUCUGUUCCUGGAAAGGCAUUUUUGGAAGUAAAGAUGGAGGCUGGAGGGGAGCGCUUCCCUAAACAAAGGCAAGUCUUGAUUCUCUUUCUAUUGUUGGGAGAGGCUCUGGCCGGUUCGGAAUCCCACCGCUAUUCCGUAAUGGAGGAAAUGGAGAGCGGCUCGUCUGUGGCCAAUCUGGCCAAGGACCUGGGGCUGGGAGUGGGGGAGCUAGCUGCGCGGGGAGCCCGCGUGGUCUCUGAGGAUAACGAACCCCGGUUGCAGCUUGAUCUGCAGACCGGGGAGUUGAUAUUAAAUGAGAAACUGGACCGGGAGAAGAUGUGUGGUCCCAUUGACCCAUGUGUAAUGUAUUUCCAAGUGUUAUUGAAAAAACCAUUGGGAGUAUUUCGAGCUGAGCUACUGGUGAGAGACAUAAACGAUCAUUCUCCUGAGUUUCCUGAAAGAGAAAUGACUCUGAAAAUCCUAGAGAAUAGACCUCCUGGAACCGUGUUUCCUCUGAAAACAGCCCAGGAUUUGGACGUGGGUAGCAACAAUAUCCAAAGCUACAUUAUUAGUCACAACUCUCAUUUCCAUGUUUCCACCCGCAACCGGGGAGAUGGCAGGAAAUACCCAGAGCUGGUGCUCGACAAAGAGCUGGAUCGCGAGGAGCAGGCAGAGCUCAGAUUAACCCUCACCGCGCUGGACGGCGGCUCUCCGCCCAGAUCUGGCACCGCCCAGGUCCGCAUCUUGGUUUUGGAUGUCAAUGACAACGCCCCUGAGUUCGCGCAGGCACUCUACCAGGUGCAGGUCCCAGAGAACAGCCCUGCAGGCUCUCUAAUUGUCAGGGUCUCUGCUACAGAUUUAGAUACCGGGACAAAUGGAGAGCUAUCAUACUCCCUUUUUUAUAGUUCCCAGGAGAUAAGCACAACUUUUGAGCUAAACAGCCUUUCAGGAGAAGUUCGACUAAUUAAAAAACUAGAUUUUGAGACAAUAGACUCAUAUGAGCUGGAUAUAGAUGCUUCUGAUGGCGGGGGACUAUCUGGAAGAUGUGCUGCCUUCAUUGAGGUGGUGGAUGUUAAUGAUAACGCCCCAGAACUAACGAUUUCAUCACUUACCAGCCCCAUUCCUGAAAAUGCCCCGGAGACAGAAGUGGCCCUGUUCAGGAUUAGAGACCGAGACUCGGGGAACAACGGAAGGAUGACUUGCUCCAUCCCGGAUGAUCUCCCCUUCCUCCUGAAACCAUCUGAGGAGAAUUUCUAUACUCUGGUGACACAUGGGGAGCUGGACCGAGAGAGCCAAGCCGACUACAACAUCACCAUCACCGUCACCGACCUGGGGACACCCAGGCUGAAGAGCCAGCACAGCAUCUCCGUGCAGGUGGCCGACGUCAACGACAACGCCCCGGCCUUCAGCCAAAGCGCCUACACCCUGUGGGUCCGCGAGAACAACAGCCCCGCCCUGCACAUCGGCAGCGUGAGCGCCACCGACCCGGACUCGGGCGCCAACGCGCGGGUCACCUACUCGCUGCUGCCGCCCGGCGACGCGCGCCUGCCGCUGGCCUCGCUGGUGUCCAUCAACGCGGACACCGGGCAGCUGUUCGCGCUGAGGCCCCUGGAUUUCGAGGCGCUGCGCGCCUUCGAGUUCGGCGUGAGCGCGGCCGACGGCGGCUCGCCGGCGCUGAGCAGCCAGGCGCUGGUGCGCGUGCAGGUGCUGGACGCCAACGACAACGCGCCCGUCGUGCUGUACCCGCCGCAGAACGGCUCUGCGCCCUGCACCGAGCUGGUGCCGCGCGCGGCCGACGCGGGCUACCUGGUGAGCAAGGUGGUGGCGGUGGACGGCGACUCGGGCCAGAACGCCUGGCUGUCGUACCAGCUGCUCAGGGCCACGGAGCCCGGGCUGUUCGGCGUGUGGGCGCCCAGCGGCGAGGUGCGCACGGCCCGGCUGCUGAGCGAGCGCGACGCGUCCAGGCACAGGCUGGCGGUGCUGGUGCGCGACCACGGCGAGCCGCCGCUGUCGGCCACCGUCACGCUGCACGUGCUGCUGGUGGACGGCUUCUCGCAGCCCCACCUGCCGCGGGCCGAGGCGGCGGCCGAGCAAGCGCGGGCCGAGCCGCUCACCGUGUCCUUGGUGGUGGCCCUGGCGGCGGUGUCGUCGCUCUUCCUGCUGUCGGUGCUGGGCGUCGUGGCGGCGCGGCUGUGCGCGAGGGCCCGGGCGGCGUCUGCGGGGGGCUGCUCGGGGCCCGGGGGCGGCCUUGCGGGCCACGUGGUGGACGUGAGCGGCGGCGGGACGCUGUGCCGGGCCUACCGCUAUGAGGUGUGCCUGUCGGGAGGCUCUGAGGAGAAAUUUGCAAGUGACCUCCUUGCGCCUUUAGGGCAGAGCCUGGAGCCCAGAUGUGGAGCUUUAAGCCCAGCCAAAGCAGUUUUCCUGGAUGGAUUUCUACCUUGGGACAAGGGACUCACUUUAUUCUUUUCAUUUUCUCUCUUUUUGAGGUAAAAUGUUUGUAAUUGUUACCCUGCCUGUCCUACUAUUGUAUGGUAAGGAGAGGAGAUGAUUUGUUUAGAUUCACUAGUGCAUAGAUGGAGAGGAAUCAUGUCCAGGGUGGGGUAAUACUCAGGGUGUUACCCAUACCUAAUUUAGAUGAUUUAGGUGAUGAAGUGUGGGAUUUUUGAGCUGAUCAUAUUUGGAUGAAAUUAUGCACUGAGUUGGUAUGGGAAUGACAUGAGAUCUUUGGGAAUCUUGAGUGUAUUUUUUAUGUGGGAUGGAUGUGAAUCUCUGGGGACCAGAGGGUAGACUGUAAUAGGGAAAAUAAUGGUCCCAUGAAGUAUCCAUGUCCUAAUCUCUGGAAUCUGUGAACACCUUACAUUAUGUAGCAAAGGGUAAUUAAGGUUGUUGAUGAAAUUAAGGUUGAUCAUCAACUGACUUUAAAAUAAGGAGAUUACCCUAGAUUAUCUAGGAGAAUCUAGUGCACGCAUAAGAGCCCUUAAUAAGAAGUGCAAGUGAGAAGCAGAAGAGUCAGUAUAGGAGUGAUGUUAUGUGAAAAGACUGAACCAACCAUUACUAACUUUGAUGAUAGAAAGAAGCCGUUAUUAAAAGACUGCGGGUAGCCUCAGAAUCCAGGAAAGUCUAGAAAAUGUAUUCUCCCUCAGAACCUCCAGAAAGGAAUGCAGCCCUACCUUACAUUAGCCCAGUUUAACUUUUGAUCUCCAGAACUGUAAGAUAAUAAAUUUGUGUUUUCAAGCCACUAAAUUUGUGAUAAUUUGUUACAGCAGCAAUAGGAAAUGAAUAUAAAUGGCUACUAACACAGCCAUUUCUAAGCCCAUUUUUCUUUGCCUUGCCCUAGUGUAGGACAAAGUAUUUAUAUUCCCAUCACCCCUUCCAGAUCACCCCUACCAGAAUCCACUAUUGCUAAUGAUUUAAAAGUACAACUGGGGGAUUGGACUUAAGGGAAAUGUUUUUGAAAGCGGCGGUCUGAGGGGUAUAUUCCUUAGGCCUUUUGCCCAUUUUCCUUUUCCUUAACUGGCAUGGGUACUGGGAGUAAACCUUAAAUUGAAGCAGCCACCUUGCAGUCAUAAGAGAAAUACCAUAAAACAAAGGUCUGUAUACCAGAUAUGAUAAGAUGGAAAGCCCCCUGAAUUUCUUACAGCAUUGUUAAGCUGCUACACCAACUCUGCACUGCCUUCUCCCAGGCUUUGUGUUGCAUGAUAUAAAUAAGCCCCUAUGGGAUUAAGCAACUGUUGAUGAAAAAGACAAAUGCAUUUCAAACUGACACAAUCUCUUGUUGAUUUACACAGUUGUCUCACUAGCUCCCAGGUUGUCUAUUUAAGUUGUGAGAGAUGCUUGUCAGAAAAGUUUUGCUUUCCCAUAUGUGUUAAAAGGGAGAGUACUCUGAGCUACUGUGGCUGACUUUAUGUCUUUCUUGAGUAGUCUAUCAACUUGGCUAGUACAAGCAUACACAUAUAAUUGAACUUUCAAGGGCAUAUGCCUGGCUAGGAGCAACCCAAAACAGCUGAGCUUUGGAGAAUAGAAUGGGAAGAUGGGUUGAUCAAUGCCAGCUAUACUUUUAUACCCACGUUUGUGGUGUCAUGCCCAGAUGACUAGGAUGUUUAUGUGGUGAUCCAGAACACUGGCUUCCCUUUUAGGCAAGGAAGCAUCAGGGCACCAAUUUUACAUCAUAAAAAACAUUGACUAAAUAUGUGUCCUGAAAAUGUUCAUAAGUGGAUCAGCAAGCUACAUGUUUUGGUAAAAUACACCUGGUGGAAGGAUCAGAAAUUUCUAACAACCUUUUCGAUAUACAGAAAUGUGUAUUUUGAAAUAGGUCCAGAGACCCUAAUGUGUCAGUAUCCACACUCCUCACCUAUAUUACUUAAUAAAUAUUUUAUUGGUAAACUGUAGAAUUUAAAGGCAUCUCUAAAGACUUAAUAUUUAUGUCUUUUUUGAUUGAUCUUGAAGAGAGCAUUAAUUCCAGUUUUCCAGCAUAGUCAUGAAAAAUCAAUAAAAUCUAUCAUAACACAUGAA